UCCACACGUGGGAGUGGCCUCCAGCUGCCCUAUGGACAGAGAAGGUGUGGUCUCAGUUAGUGCAGCUGAGUUUCACCUGACGACUCCAGCACAGCUCUCACACACAGCACAACUUCUGUUGGAUUGUUUUAUUUAAGGCUUAUGAUGGAGGCUGCAUUGACAAGAACGAGGCUGAAGUUGGCUGUGUUUUUUCUGGUAACAUUUCAUCUGAAGACAGAUUUGACAGAGGCGAUGCAGGUGACAUCUUCAGGCCCACAGACCAUCCAAAAGCCCCAAGGAGAAAAUGUCCCGUUGGGGUGCACUUACACCCCUGGAGUCCAAGACGUUGGGGAGUUGGACAUUGAGUGGUCCAACGUCAGCCCGGACAUGACGCAGAAAGACAGGCUGCUUUUGACCUACACGGGAGGGAAAAUACACAACUAUGACCCCAGCCUCUCCAGCAGACUCCGCUUCAUAGGAGACCCCAAGCAGGGGGACGCAUCCAUCCUUCUGUCGAACGUGAGGGUUUCAGACACGGCCACAUAUCAGUGUAAAGUCAAAAAGGCCCCGGGUGUCGACAUGCGGAAAGUAACUCUUGUAGUAAUGGUCCCCCCCUCUGUGCCAAAAUGCUGGGUUGACGGCAAGGAGGAGAAAGGCAGUCCUGUCUCCCUCCGCUGCAAAUCAUCCCAGGGAUCAUCACCUCUCACGUAUACAUGGACAAGAGAAAGUGGGGGUGCACUACCGCCCGUUAUGGCAGAAGCAGACACUGGGGAGCUUUUGAUAAAGAACCAUUCUGACAGCUACGCUGGAAGUUACGUGUGUGAGGCCAAAAACCCUGUUGGCAAGGCGCAGUGUAGAUAUUCACUGAAGGCAUACAACCCUACCAACAAAGUGGGCGUCAUCGUUGGGGCUGUGAUAGGUGCUCUACUCCUCCUCCUCCUCCUCUUGCUCCUCAUCUGGCUCCUGGUCUGCUGCUGCAACAAGCGGCGCUAUGAGAAGGAGGUUGCAAAUGAAAUCAGGGAGGACACCCAUGCCCCGGAGAGCCAACCCUCCAGCAGAAACUCCAGCUACCGCUCAGUGCUGGGCUACCGCACCCACCAAGGGGUGUCCUACAGCUCGGUGGGGAACCGCAUGCCCAGCAUCAAUGAAUCCAACGCCAGUCACCGCAGCAACAGUGACAAGUCCUCAAAACCAAGCGCCGCUGUAGCAGUGAAACCACUUCCUCCUCUCCAAUAUGACCAUCGCUAUGGUUACCCUGUGUAAACACAACUGGACUUCUUUAAUGAAGCAAUGCAUUUUAUGACUUCUCAGCGUAAAACAUGCUUCUUAUACAAAGCAGUAUGCGCUAUGACUUUAAAAAAUCUUACCUCAGCUACUGAAGUGGAUGACCUUCAUGAUGCACUGUAACAAACUGUAAGAUAAAUUAUGUGGGUAUGAAGAACGCUAUAUUGCCAUGCUAUUUUAUGCAAUAUUAACUUGAUUUAUGCAAGAUGUACAGUACAUAGCAGAUGGCCUGUAUUAUGUUUGAGUGCUUCUUUUUUCCAUGGUGUAAAGAUAUAUUUUUUAAUAACAACAUACAAUAAAAAUGACUUUUCACUGACAAGCCAAAGAGGUGAUAUACAAAUCAUUCUGAAUUCUAAAUCACGUCUAAUGGAACCCGAGAGAUGACACUUUACUUCCUUAUCAUGAGCCAUUUCAAGUAAGCCAUUUGGGAGAGUUUGGAGCAAUGCAUUAAAAUACAGAUGGUGCCCAGUAAGUCAUUCUGCUGUAAACAAAUUACCAUCUUAAAUUCUGAUGACAUGCAUAAACAAGGUCAGACAGUCGCCUUGUUCGAUGAAUUUGCCUCUUGGAAAAAUAACAUGUGCACAAAGUCAUGUAGCACCAUUGCCUUGUGUGUUUCUUGCUCAGCGACCAGUAAACUAUACUUCCUGGAUGAGUCUACUCCAGUGGCGAGUUGGGGCGCUAAGCCUCCGUUGCCACACUGUGGAGGCCGAGUCAGCACUGUGCCUGCGGUCCCACCCCUCUUCAAACGGCGCUCAUUUAGCCUGAUGGCAUUUUUUUAAGCGCUGUAUGUUGAAUUAAUAAGAGCUGCAGGAUGGAGGCCCUCAAUAACAAGUUCUGCCCUGGGACUCCUUCUGGGCAGCAGUGAUGGAGGAAGAAUUUACAUCCUUUUCUCAAAGACCAAAUAGAAAGCCACAAGUACAAUCCUGUACUGAAUAUAGUACACAACUGUAUAUAAGUAUUAUUGCAAAUACUG
This is a messenger RNA of Doryrhamphus excisus (bluestripe pipefish), 2236 nucleotides long. It is a transcript of the gene vsig8b, whose product is annotated as V-set and immunoglobulin domain containing 8b. The record is from RefSeq and is a predicted model, not a curated record. Lineage: Eukaryota; Metazoa; Chordata; Actinopteri; Syngnathiformes; Syngnathidae.